AUGGGGAAGCAGAACAGCAAACUGCGGCCGGAGAUGCUCCAGGACCUGCGGGAAAACACCGAGUUCUCCGACCUGGAGCUUCAGGGCUGGUACAAGGGUUUCCUAAAGGACUGUCCCUCGGGCAUCCUCAACGUGGAGGAGUUCAAGAAGAUCUACGCCAACUUCUUCCCCUACGGCGACGCCUCCAAGUUCGCCGAACACGUCUUUCGCACCUUCGACACCAACGGCGACGGCACCAUCGACUUCAGGGAGUUCAUCAUCGCCCUGAGCGUCACCUCCCGCGGGAAGCUGGAGCAGAAGCUCAUGUGGGCCUUCAGCAUGUACGACCUGGACGGCAACGGCUACAUCAGCCGGGAGGAGAUGCUGGAGAUCGUGCAGGCCAUCUACAAGAUGGUCUCCUCAGUGAUGACCAUGCCCGAAGACGAAUCCACUCCGGAGAAAAGGACGGAAAAAAUCUUCCGCCAGAUGGACACAAAUAACGAUGGAAAGCUCUCGCUGGAGGAGUUCAUCAAAGGCGCCAAGAGCGACCCGUCCAUCGUGCGCCUGCUGCAGUGUGACCCCAGCGGUGCCGCACAGCUCUGA
Messenger RNA from Colius striatus (speckled mousebird), 582 nucleotides. RefSeq names its product hippocalcin (gene HPCA). The transcript has 3 exons. The record is from RefSeq and is a predicted model, not a curated record. Lineage: Eukaryota; Metazoa; Chordata; Aves; Coliiformes; Coliidae. The coding region runs from base 1 to 582 and encodes 193 amino acids. Gene Ontology annotation, molecular function: calcium ion binding.